Aspergillus glaucus CBS 516.65 is the source of this 392-nucleotide messenger RNA. RefSeq lists its product as uncharacterized. The transcript is spliced from 2 exons. Lineage: Eukaryota; Fungi; Ascomycota; Eurotiomycetes; Eurotiales; Aspergillaceae. The record is from RefSeq and is a predicted model, not a curated record. The coding region runs from base 99 to 356 and encodes 85 amino acids.
AGGCAUCGUAACAGAAUCAUAAUCAUGAACACCGAACAUAAGCAGAAUAAAUGGCAGAAAAUGGCCUAAAAAAACAGACAGAACAGAAUUAGACAGUCAUGCAGGUCAUCAGAAUCAUACAAUCAUGUCACCGUAAUGGACGCGAUCGGUCAGAGUCAUAUAAUAACCCGCCCUUGAAACCCGAAAUCAAACAACGUAAACAUAAAAAGAACAAACCCUCUUCACAGCGCCUUUUUCCUUUUGGUAAAAAUAAGGAAAAGGAAUUGUAUCGCAGACGCUUUUGCUUCUUUUGUUCGAAAGACGAAGCCCGACCCAAAAUCACAAAACUUUUUUCUUUGCAGAAUUUUGUUUUUUGAUUCCCCUCCUAUAACCCUUUUUAACAAGUAGAAAGA